UAUUUUGUACAAAUUUGAAGGGUUUUUCCUUUCUACGAGAUUUUUGAAAAGCGAUUCGUUUACAGAUUAAUAGUACUUAAUUAUUCGGCCAUGAGUGGAAGUCACGGGUAUAUAACUGUACAGACGGCAUGCAGCAUUGAAUUUUAAACUGAGCCGAUUGUCAAUUAUGUAUUACUUGCAUCGUUAUGUAUUUGUCAGCUGAUUUUUUGUUCACCAGUGAAAGCUCUCGUUCUCAACGACUUUCGUUAGGGGAAAAUGCGCUACUGUUGCUAACUGACAGAAACCCAAGUUGAGUUGUUUUCUUUCCUCGUUCAGUUUAGAACAUGACGCAAGCAGAAUAAGGUUCUAUCGAAAUUAUGGUGUAACAAGUUGGGGUAAUUCAAUUAUGAAUUGCCUAGCUCUUUUGUCGCUGUUUUGUGUGCUCAGUGUUUGCAAUUCAUUCCCACAACAGUUCAGCCCAACAACAGAGACUUUGUCAGCAAAUGUAUUACGGCUGAGUGAAACGGAACAGUUGAUCCAUUCCAAUACAGUGGGAAGUAAUCAAAAUCUGUUGCAACAUGGGAGCCCUACGCAAACCAACAGUACAAUACAUCAUAUUCCCAUUGCUGAACCCAAUUUCCCGAGAGUGGCCAUUCCGUUUGCGAUUGGCAUGUGGGUUCUCGGCGUCUGCAUAGUCAAAACAGUGCUGAACGGUUGGCCGAAACUGUUGGCCUGGUUCCCCGAAACCUGUUGCUUAGUCGUCGUCGGGUUCGCCGUCGGAGGCGUUUUGUACGCCACCAAAACGGCCGUGCUGUCCCCACUGUCGUCGACCAUCUUCUUCUUCUGUAUGCUGCCGCCCAUCAUCUUGGAUGCCGGUUAUUUUAUGCCCAAUCGGCUCUUUUUCGACCAUUUCGGCACAAUUCUCCUCUUCGCCGUGGCCGGGACAAUAUUCAACGCCAUUUGCAUAGGUAUUAGUCUGUGGGCUUGCGGUUUGUCUGGUCUUUACGGUUUCGAGAUUUCUUUGCUGGAAACGCUCCUUUUCUCAUCUCUCAUAUCCGCCGUCGAUCCAGUGACUGUGCUGGCAGUUCUUGAAGAAGUGAACGUCGCAAAAGUCCUUUACAUAAUCGUCUUUGGAGAAUCAUUGAUGAAUGAUGCUGUCUCUGUGGUUCUGUAUAACAUGUGUGACUCUUACGUCACUCUAGGCGCCGACAAAAUCGAAACGGCAGACGUUUUGACCGGAUUCGCCGCUUUUAUUGUUUUGGCACUUGGCGGAACGGUCAUCGGCAUCGUUUGGGGAUUCCUGGCCGGUUUCGUCACCAAAUUUACCCACCGUGUUCCGGUCAUCGAGCCCAUCUUUGUAUUCAUUAUGAGCUAUGGGGCUCUAAUUAAUGCUGAAGCCUUCCAACUAUCUGGAAUUUUCUCGGUCAUGUUUUGCGGUAUCACAAUGAAGAACUACGUGGCAGAGAACGUGUCGCCCGCUUCCCUGACGACCAUCAACAAGGGACUGAAGGCGAUCAGCAAUUGUUCUGAAUCGAUCAUAUUCAUGUUUCUCGGCAUCACUACCGUCAACGACCAUCACGAGUGGAACACGGCCUUCAUUCUCCUCACCGUAUUUUUCUGCACGCUCUACAGAGCAAUUGGCGUUUUUCUCCUGUCGGAAAUCGCCAACUAUUUCCGCCUUCACAAACUGAAUUUUGUCGAAAAGUUGGUCAUGUCUUACAGCGGAUUACGUGGAGCUAUCGCCUUCGCUUUGGUUCUCCUCAUCGAUCCCGGUCGCAUCCCCCGUCAGCCGCUUUUUGUAACCGCAACCAUCACUGUCGUCUUCUUCACCGUUUUCUUCCAGGGCAUCACCAUCCGACCGCUUGUGAGAUUCCUCAAGGUGAAACAAGAAGAACAUCAGGAGAAAACGAUGAACGAACGUCUACAUGAAAGGAUGCUUGAUUAUACCAUGGCAGGAGUUCAUGAUGUUUUGGGUCAAUGCAACAGUGUCAAAGUUCGUAACAAAUUCAAGCAGUGGGAUUACGCUUACAUCCGUCCUUUUUUGAUCCGCGGGAAGAAACACCGCGAACCUAAAAUCACGGAGACCUACUGGGCUUUGACAGUCCUUGAGGCAACUGAAUUGGCCCGAUGCAACACUCGUGCGAGAUUGUCAGAACCUUGCAACGAGAAUACGACGACCAAUCCCCCACAACCAAACGAAAAUCAAGUUGUUGAAUUGUACGAAUACAACGAAGACUUGACGACGACGGAAGAUGGCUGGACCAACAGGACAUGUCAUCAUUCGUGCAAACUUUAUCGUUGCAAGAGCGUUGGCCAUUCGAGGUGUUUUCGCUACGCGCUGGGUAGUCAGAGCGUUGAUCAAUCGAGAAAUGUUAUUGCUAAUCAAGUGGCCAUCAGCGAAUGUCAAGUUGGAAAUAAGAAGCGAGUGGAGCGCACAAUCACGUUCCGUGAAACAAGUGAUCGGCGCGAUAUAGACGAAGCAGCAGGAUGCGAUUUCAACGUCUUUUACCGGGCAACAGGCAACAGUGUCGAAGAGACAGGAAACGGAGAGAUUUUGUUUUGCGCCCCAGUUCUCAAUCCACAGGGAGACACCUUAAGAAGCUCUUCGAAAGGUUCGACUUUAACAUGUGGCGAUUAUUCAUCUCUACGUGGCUGCAUCGAAUCACCAAAAUGAAAGAAGUCCAUUCGUUGACGAGGAUUAGCUAUAUUUUUUCUUCAAUCACUCUGCUUGUUAAACAUUUUCGACGAUUGCAAUUAAUAACUGCCAAGUACCCAGUGACAAUUUGCAGUAGCGCGCACAAAGUCACUGCCAUAGUUAGAAUAAUUGCCAUACAUAGUUGGAGCUAUCCAUUAUUUGUGUAUUGGCCAUACAGGGAGCAAAGAAAAAUAAAGAAGUCACUGAGAA
This is a messenger RNA of Daphnia pulex (common water flea), 2884 nucleotides long. RefSeq names its product sodium/hydrogen exchanger 3-like. Gene Ontology annotation, molecular function: sodium:proton antiporter activity. NCBI's taxonomy places the organism in Eukaryota, Metazoa, Arthropoda, Branchiopoda, Diplostraca, Daphniidae. The transcript is spliced from 16 exons. The record is from RefSeq and is a predicted model, not a curated record. Gene Ontology annotation, biological process: regulation of pH; sodium ion transport; proton transmembrane transport. Gene Ontology annotation, cellular component: membrane. Bases 386 to 2653 code for a protein of 755 amino acids.